CGUCUGAGCAAACUGCGCGUGAGCAUUUUUCUUUUUCUUUUUUUUUUUUAGCUCGAGCAGAGACACGGCGGAUCUGAGCGCGCGAGUUCGAUGAGGCGCAGUGAGCGGAUCUGAAGGAGACCUGCGCACUCACAGCUGGACUCCCGCACCGCACCAUGGCGCUCUGGCUUUGGGUUCUCACUCUGGUCUUAUCUCUGGACUCGACACACGCAGGGUCAAAGACUUAUGAACCAUGUGCAGGGCGUGACUGUAACGGAAGAUGUCCCUGUCCUCCGAGAAAAGGUAGCAGGGGUCAGCCUGGGCCUUUAGGACCACCUGGCCCCACUGGACCUGAUGGCUUUAUUGGGGCCCCAGGGCCUGUGGGACCUAAAGGAGAAAGAGGGCAUGUUGGUUACUCAGGGCCAUCUGGGCCCAAAGGAGACAAGGGUCCUGUGGGUGUUCCUGGUUUUCCAGGUGUCGAUGGUAUUCCUGGUCACCCAGGCCAGGAGGGACCAGCAGGACUGCCAGGAGCAGACGGCUGUAACGGUACACGAGGUGACCCUGGGUUCCCUGGCUUCUCUGGAAGGCCUGGCCAACCUGGACCUCAAGGGAUACCUGGUGUCAAAGGGCAAAAAGGAGAACCACGGUUCAUUUCUACACCCUCGGUUCCUUUUGGUCCUGUUGGUGAACGCGGUUUUCCUGGUCCAGUUGGCCUCCCAGGUCCCGUCGGCCCUAUCGGUUUACCUGGUUACCCUGGACGUCCUGGUCCUCCAGGCUUUCCUGGGCCAACAGGAACCCCUGGCCAGGGUUAUGAAGGGGAGAAAGGAGAGAAGGGAGACGUGGGCCUGCCCGGUGACCCAGGCCGCCCACUGGUCAAUGGAGUUGUGGAGUUUGUUGGAGUUCCAAAAGGAGACAAAGGAACUCAGGGUGAUAUUGGCUAUCCUGGUGAACCAGGACCACAAGGACCCCCAGGCCCAUAUGGCUACAAGGGGGAAUAUGGAGAGAAAGGAAUUCCUGGAUUACCUGGUGUGAGGGGUGCUCCUGGUUUUAACGGACCACUCGGAGAAGACGGCCAAAAAGGGUAUCGUGGGAGUGGUGGUCCCUUCGGAUUACCAGGUCCAUCAGGCCCUAAAGGUUUCAGGGGAGAACCAGGGCCACCAGGGACAUCUGUCAUUACUGAUGGACAUGAAUAUCUUUUUCAAGGUCCACGAGGUGAUCCUGGUUUUGAAGGCCUUCCAGGUUCGGUUGGAGAACCAGGUUUAUCAGGACCUCCUGGACCACCAGGUCAGCCUGGAUCAUCAUCCUUCCAACCAGGUAUUCAAGGCCUUCCUGGCUUCCCUGGUCCAGCUGGAUCUAAGGGAGAAAAGGGUGACCCAGGUCGUCCAAGCACCAGCCCUGACGGUUUGCCUGGAAACAGAGGAUUUCCUGGACCUCCGGGUCCACCUGGACCUCAAGGCAUAACUCAGACAUCUCUGUUUCCUAGGGAACUGCCUGGACCCCCAGGUGUAAAAGGCAGAAGAGGUCCACUGGGAGAGAGAGGUCGUAAAGGAGACAAAGGGGAAGAUGGAAGUUGUGAAUGCUUUGGUGAAAUCUCUGGCAGACAGGGCCCUCAGGGAUUUGAAGGGCUCCCUGGUUUCACGGGGCUCAAUGGGCAGAAAGGAGAAGUUGGUGACCCAGGAUCUGCAGGACUCCGUGGACCACAGGGGCCAAGAGGUCGUCCUGGAGAGUAUGGGUUUACUGGGGCUAAAGGUGAGAAAGGAGACUCUUAUUAUGCUGGUAGACGAGGACAGAAGGGUGACAUUGGCCAGCCAGGGCCUGCUGGUCCUCCAGGUGACAUCGGCCAACCAGGAAGAGAUGGAGCCACUGGCUUUCUUGGAUUGCCAGGACCACCGGGAGAUGCUGGUUUUGGGGUGAUUGGAGACAAAGGCUAUCCUGGACCUCCUGGUCAGAAAGGUCGCCCUGGUGCAACGGGUGAGCCUGGCAGUGGCUACCCAGGCACUGCUGGUGUUAGAGGGUUUCCAGGCGACCCUGGUAUCAUUGGGCUUCCAGGGAGCCCUGGAUCACCAGGACCACCAGGACAAUCACUGCCCUGCGUAAUUUCAGGAGAGCCUGGGAAUCCAGGUUUCCCCGGACUGCCUGGAGUGCCAGGCCCGAAAGGACAGCCGGGUCCACCAGGACUAGGUGGAAGGCCAGGUGCUAAUGGGGCAAAAGGUGAGAGAGGAGAUCAAGGUAGUGGAGGUCAACCCGGAAAACAAGGAUUCCCUGGACCAAGAGGAGAUCCAGGUUUACCAGGCACUACAGAAAAUGGCCUUCCAGGUCCUCGGGGAAAAGAUGGCCGUCCUGGGCUGCAAGGACUGAAAGGAGAGCCUGGUGAAAUUUUAGGGGCAGCUCCAGGAAUACCUGGACUUCCAGGACAAACAGGAGAGCCUGGAGACAAGGGACAGCCAGGCACUCCUGGAUUACCAGGCAAAUUUGGUUUUGAUGCACCAAGUGGUAAGCCAGGUGUAAAGGGUGAGCAUGGUGUUAAUGGCUUCCCAGGACUUCCAGGGAAGCCAGGACCACGGGGUCUGAAUGCUUCUGAAGUCAGUGGACCUCGAGGGCCACCUGGCAAUCCUGGAUUCACUGGACCUGCAGGUUUCCCAGGACUCAAGGGUGCAAGAGGAGAGCCAGGACGCCAAGGCUUGGGUAGAAAGGGUUCUCCUGGACGACCUGGAAUUCCAGGACCAAAAGGACAAAGGGGAAGUCCUGGAGAUACAAUUCCAGGACGUGAUGGACAAUUAGGAAGGCCAGGAACUAAAGGGCAGAAGGGACUCCCUGGAUUGGUAGGAUUCCCUGGAUCACCUGGACGUUCCGGAGGCUCUGGACUGCCAGGGAGUAAAGGUCUACCUGGAAACCCAGGAUUUAAUGGUGAACCUGGAACAUAUGGCCCUCUUGGUAUUAAAGGGGACCGUGGAGACCCAGGCCCACCAGGACCUUCCCCAGCUCCCCUCCCAUUGCAUCAUAACAAAGGGGAACAAGGUUCUCCUGGACCUACUGGACUGCCUGGAUUUCCAGGACCAAGAGGUAAUAAGGGAACCCCUGGUUUACCUGGUAGUCCAGGCUUUCCUGGUCUGCCAGGGUUUGCUGAUCAAGCUAAGGGUCUACCUGGUGAUUCAGGUUUCCCAGGGCGCACAGGUUCUCCGGGACCUAUAGGACCUAAAGGGGCAUCUGGUGUUUCUGGUUUCCCUGGCAUGCCUGGACCUCAGGGUGAUGAUGGAGCUCCUGGUUUCUUUGGAUCACCUGGUACUUCAGGAUUGCUUGGUAGCAAAGGUGAGAAAGGAGUCUCUACUGGAGCACCUGGGCCCCCUGGAAGAAGGGGACUUGUCGGAAAUGUUGGAUUCCCUGGUAUCCCAGGCCUUGCUGGUGAUCAAGGUUCUCGAGGUUUGCCAGGAGAGUAUGGAUAUCCUGGGCGGAAAGGUCUGCCUGGAGAUCCAGGAAGGCCUGGGCAAGGAGGUCCACCUGGGCCCCAGGGUACUAGGGGUCUCCCUGGUUUUCCAGGGCAGAAGGGACAGGAUGGUGAACCAGGUCGCCGUGCAGCUCCAGGUCGUGCAGGAGAAAAAGGUUUAUCUGGAGCUCCUGGUUUAGAUGGACUCAAUGGACUUGCAGGGCCCAAAGGUCAACAAGGAAUACCUGGUGUGGUAGAGGGUGGUCAGCCUGGAGCCCCGGGAUUGAAUGGUCUAAAGGGUGAAAGAGGCUUGUCGUUACCUGGAGCACCAGGAUAUCCUGGAGUAAAAGGAUCCAAAGGGGAUAUUGGUUACCCUGGACAGCCAGGGUUCCCAGGUCCUCCAGGUCCUCGUGGGGGAUCAGCCAUCUCUACUGGAAUUCUUGGUCCUCCAGGAGAUGCUGGUCUACCUGGACUAGAUGGUGAAAGAGGUCUUCUUGGCCCACCUGGUCCUCAAGGUCCAGCUGGACCUGGAACAGACCAGGGUGACAGAGGAGAUCCUGGAUUUCCUGGAAUUCCUGGAAUUCCUGGGAAACGUGGUGAACCUGGAUUUGCAGGAGGGCGUGGAGCACUUGGCAACCCAGGAUUAAAAGGUUCUCCAGGAGACCCUGGAGUUAGUGGACUAACAGGACGUCCAGGCUUCCCUGGAGAUCAGGGAAGUUAUGGUAGCAAAGGACCAAAAGGAUUCAGGGGUAAUCCUGGUAGCAAAGGUCUUCCAGGAACUAUUUUCCCACCCCCAGAACCCAUCCGAUUGCCACCUGGGGAUAUUGGUCCACAAGGAGCCACUGGUCUUUCUGGUUAUACAGGAUCACCAGGCCAGCCUGGUUUCCCUGGACGUCCAGGUCCUAAAGGAAAAGUUGGAUCGAUGGGCAAACCUGGACGCACCGGUCCAGCUGGACCUCCAGGAACAAUUGGAGACCCUGGAUUUCCAGGAUAUCAAGGACCCAGUGGUAACAAAGGUUUUCCUGGUAGUCCGGGACAACCAGGUCCUGCAGGUUUGCCUGGCCGUACCAUUGGGAUCGGCUACACUCUGGUGAAACACAGCCAGUCCAGUCAGGUCCCGAUGUGCCCUCAGGGCAUGGAAAAGUUGUGGGAUGGCUACAGCUUGCUUUAUGUAGAAGGACAGGAGACGGCACAUAACCAAGACCUGGGGCUGGCUGGCUCCUGUCUACCUCGUUUCAGCACUAUUCCCUUCCUUUACUGCACACCAAAUGAACUCUGUUAUUACGCCAGCCGCAAUGACAAGUCCUACUGGCUAUCCACAACAGCAUCUAUUCCCAUGAUGCCUGUGGCCAAUGAGCAGAUUAUUCAGUACAUCAGCCGUUGUUCAGUAUGUGAAGCCCCAUCUCAAGCUGUGGCUGUCCACAGCCAGGAUGUCACUAUUCCCUCCUGUCCAUACGGGUGGAGGAGCCUGUGGAUUGGUUACUCCUUCCUUAUGCACACGGCUGCAGGGAGUGAGGGAGGUGGCCAGUCGCUGGUUUCUCCUGGCUCAUGUUUAGAAGACUUCCGUACAACACCUUUUAUCGAAUGCAACGGGGUGCGGGGCACCUGCUUCUUCUUCAACACCAAACAUAGCUUCUGGCUCACCACUGUGCAACAGGAGAGGCAGUUUACACAAAGUCCUGAUUCACGGACCCUGAAGGGAGAGCAGUACCGCAGCCACGUCAGCCGCUGUCAGGUCUGCAUGAAGAUCUUGUAGCCUGUGAACACACCAGGAGAGGAGCGGGGCCUUUUACUAGAAAGUAUAGAGAACAAGAAUUGAGAAAGCAAAUAUUGACUGACUGGCUGACUGUAUGAGACCCUCUCUUCUUGGUGCUUUUUGGAGCCUUCUGCAAGGCCAUGGUUAGGAGGGGCAAACACCUCCAUGUAAAGAUAGGUUUCUUUUUUUCCUCUUAUUUCACUUAUCAACAUUGGUGCUACAAGAAUAUGCAUUGUUUUAUUUUUAUUUCAACUACUCAAUGUUUGUCUUACAUAUUCACGGCUACCUCGGAGAGUGUGUCCCAAAUCCCCAACGGGAAGCACUGAAACCUUAAUUUGAGAUUGCAGACAUUGUGCAACACAAGCCAAAAUCUUCUGGUUCACCUAAUCAAAAGUGCGCUGGUCUGAAUCAAUGCUGACACGUUUGAGGAGGUUCCUUGACAUACGGAAGAAACUAUAAUAUCCUGCUUGUUUGUGAUUACGGAAAGUGGGCAGAUGGGCAAACCAACACUUUGUGGCGUAUACAAAUGAGGAAGAUUGUGGCUUGUGGUUAACACUUUAAAUUAUAAUCCUCUCUAACUCCCCACACAUGUACCCUUAAAGUAUUGCACUGAAAUGAAUACCUGGAAAAAUAUAUAUGAGGAUUAGUAACUGUAGAAAAUUAACAUUCCACUUUUACCUCCAACAGGUGCCAUGUCAAAUAUCUCAAUUAACUCUUUAAACAACAGUCUCACGGAGUCUAACACUGAUUAAUAGACUUCACUCUCUACAUACAAAUGAACUAUAUCAUUUUCAUGCUCAUGAUUUCACCUUUGUUGUCUGCGAGGAGCCAUUCAGCCAAUCAGAGCAUCUGUGCAUUAGAUAUUCACUGCUUUCCACAUCCAAAAGUGUACCUACAGUUACUGGAAAUGUCUAUAAUCACUGCUGUUAUCCUUUAGUUUUUCUACAGUGUGUUUGCAAAGUCUCUUAAAGAGACAGGCCAAAAUGUAACCACUAUAUUCAUUAGCUUCUUAAGCUCUCUUUGGUAGCCUUGAUUUUUCAGUAUGGUUUCAUCUGUAAUGUGUGUAAACUGUUAAAUUGCAAUUUCAUACUAUGGUAGGAGAGAAACAAUGUAGUAAAUUGCAAAACGUGGAUGGAUGUAUGAUUUGUACAUUAAGGAUGGCUUAUAAAGGCAUAUAGAUACUGUGUGUGUGUGUGUGUGUAUAUAUAUAUAUAUAUAUAUAUAUAUAUAUAUAUAUAUACUGUAUGUGUAUAUUAUAACAGUAUUUUUAUUUUUCUUACACUGAUUUACAUGUAAUGACAUUAUUACAUUUUCCCCUACAGAAAUUUAAGUCUAUCACUUAGCUGGAUUUCC
Molecule: messenger RNA, 6512 nt
Organism: Neoarius graeffei (lesser salmon catfish)
Lineage: Eukaryota; Metazoa; Chordata; Actinopteri; Siluriformes; Ariidae
Gene: col4a6
Product: collagen, type IV, alpha 6
Exons: 45
Coding region: 156-5159 (1667 amino acids)
Cellular component (GO): collagen trimer; basement membrane
Molecular function (GO): extracellular matrix structural constituent
Source: RefSeq, a predicted model, not a curated record